This is a messenger RNA of Colossoma macropomum (tambaqui), 1548 nucleotides long. RefSeq names its product high choriolytic enzyme 1-like. The record is from RefSeq and is a predicted model, not a curated record. Gene Ontology annotation, biological process: proteolysis. The coding region runs from base 107 to 922 and encodes 271 amino acids. Gene Ontology annotation, molecular function: metalloendopeptidase activity; zinc ion binding. NCBI's taxonomy places the organism in Eukaryota, Metazoa, Chordata, Actinopteri, Characiformes, Serrasalmidae. The transcript has 9 exons.
UUGAGCAACUACAAGGUCCGUUAGAUUGAAGUUAUUAGCUCAUUUAUUUAAACCGAAGCUCUGCCUUAACCAUUUGCCAUUCUGAGUGUCUGUGCAGGCUUCCAUCAUGCACCUGACUCUGGUCCUCAUCCUGCCGCUGCUGGGAUUCAGUCCAGCUCAGGGUCGCUCUGUAAAGGUAUUCAUUCAGGAGAAGACUGAUAACGGCAUUGAGAAUGAAGACCCCUCAGUAACUUCUAUAAUUGAAAGAGCCAACAAAAACGCAAGACAGGCACCGGAUGAACCCAGGGUUAUGUUUGGCGACAUUGCCAUGUAUACUGGCUUUCAGAAUGCAGAUCCGUGUACAUCUCGUGGAUGCAAGUGGCGCAAACGCAGAAACAGAAAGGUCUACGUGCCCUACGUCAUUUCUAACCAAUACUCAUCCCAGGAAAUAAGUGUUAUUAAGAAAGCUCUGAAGUCCUUUGCGAGAUCCACCUGCAUUCGAUUCAGGCCUCGUCGCAGACAGCGAGACUAUAUUCAUAUUCAGUCUCGUUCAGGGUGCUACUCGUUUGUGGGUAGAAGAGGUGGAGAGCAGGUUGUGUCUCUAAAUCGCAGAGGAUGUAUCUAUCACGGUGUCAUCCAGCAUGAGCUCCUCCACGCUCUGGGCUUCAACCACGAGCAGACCCGCAGUGACCGUGACCGGCAUGUACGGAUCCUCUAUCAAAACAUCAUUCCUGGACGGGAGCCUAACUUCAGGAAAAUCAGAACCAACAACCUGCACACCCCAUAUGACUACAGCUCUGUCAUGCACUAUGGAAAGUAUGCUUUCUCCAGGAACAGGCAGCCAACCAUCAUCCCCAUACCAGACCCUAACGUUGCUAUUGGACGCGCCACUAAAAUGAGCCGUAUGGACAUCCUACGCAUAAAAAGACUCUAUUGUCGUUAGCGGAGUUUCUUUUUGAGCAGAGUAUGAGGGGUGCUACAUGUCCAGCCAUCCACAGUCAAUUUUUCACUGUUAUUCGGUUACUUUAAACCAUUAAAAUUUUUUUUUAUUUAUUAUUCAGUAAUUACAAAACAUUAUCUGGUCACUACUGUCAAACUGUUGUGUAAAAUAUGUAGUUUUGAUAGAGAGGGAUUGAACUGUAUGCCCACAAGUGGGGAGAGGUUUAAAUAUAUUAUCAGAAUUAAAAUAUUCUUAGUAAUGGAAAGACAUGGCUUUUGAAAAGAAAUUAUGCACCUUUCUUGCUCUCGCACAAUAACAAUGAUAUAAGAAGUGUAUCUGCAUAGAAUAUCAGUGACUAAAUUUUGUGAUAAUAAACAGUGAUUACUAUCAAGCAUUAUAAAGUGCUUCCAACGUUGUUGACACUGAAACUAUAGAAGCCCUACUGGAGCUGGAUUAGUAUUACCUGGGCAGGUGCUGUAAUUUGAGUGUGCAACGACUUUUGAAGGAUGAGAGGAGUGAGUACACCGGGAGCAGGUGUGGAGACGGAGAACUACAUUUAUUUUUACACAACACAAAAACCACUUGGCUUUUCAACCCACAGACAAAAUAAAACAACACGCUCGCUGGGA